CGGCGUCCUCUUUUUCUGUCUGCCUCCAUGUUGAGUGGAUCUCGGGGCUGGGGGAGCGAAGGUGCCUAGGCUGCUCAGGGCUGUCGGGGUGGAGGAAGGCCGUACCCGCGCUCCUUAGAGCGGGACGUGCUGGGCUGGGGUUUGCUGGGCUGGAGCUAGAGGAGCCGGGGCAGAAGAGAGGAGGCUCUGGAGUGGGCAUGGCGGCGGCAUCCUAGUGUGCUCUGGAUAUUCUGGAGGAGUUGCUUCUCUUUCCCUAGCUAGCCGGCUCCUGAAAGUGUUCAAAAAUGGCUUGGGCUCUGAAGCUGCCCUUAGCGGAUGAAGUCAUCGAGUCAGGCCUAGUUCAGGAUUUUGAUGCCAGCCUUUCUGGCAUUGGCCAAGAGCUAGGUGCUGGUGCGUACAGUAUGAGUGAUGUCCUUGCCUUGCCCAUCUUUAAGCAAGAAGAAUCCAGCUUGCCUCCUGACAAUGAGAACAAAAUUCUGCCCUUUCAGUAUGUAUUGUGUGCUGCCACUUCCCCUGCUGUGAAACUUCAUGAUGAAACUCUCACCUAUCUUAAUCAAGGUCAGUCUUAUGAAAUCAGAAUGCUGGACAACAGAAAAAUGGGGGAAUUGCCUGAACUAAAUGGGAAGCUUGUGAAGAGUAUAUUUAGAGUGGUGUUCCAUGAUCGGAGGCUGCAGUACACAGAGCAUCAGCAGUUGGAGGGCUGGAGAUGGAACAGGCCAGGGGACAGGAUCCUGGAUAUUGAUAUUCCAAUGUCUGUGGGUAUAAUAGAUCCCAGAGCAAAUCCAACACAGUUGAAUACAGUAGAGUUUCUUUGGGAUCCUUCAAAGAGGACUUCUGUAUUUAUUCAGGUGCAUUGCAUCAGUACAGAGUUCACUAUGAGGAAGCAUGGUGGAGAGAAGGGUGUGCCAUUCAGAGUCCAGAUUGACACCUUCAAGGAAAAUGAAAAUGGGGAAUACACAGAACAUUUGCAUUCUGCCAGUUGCCAGAUCAAAGUCUUCAAGCCCAAAGGAGCAGAUAGAAAACAAAAGACCGACAGAGAGAAAAUGGAAAAGCGAACUCCUCACGAGAAGGAAAAAUACCAACCUUCAUAUGAGACGACAAUACUUACAGAGUGCUCUCCAUGGCCUGAGAUUACAUAUGUCAACAAUGUGCCAUCACCUGGCUUUAGCAGUUCUCACAGCAGUUUCUCUAUCAGUGAAGGGAACGGGUCUCCAAAUCACCAACCUGAACCUCCAGCUCCAAUUACAGAUAACCUCUUGCCAACAUCCACACCUCAGGAAGCUCAGCAGUGGCUGCACCGGAAUCGCUUCUCAACUUUCUCGCGGCUUUUCACAAACUUCUCAGGGGCAGACUUACUGAAAUUAACCAGAGAAGAUGUCAUACAAAUAUGCGGUCCUGCAGAUGGCAUCAGACUCUUCAAUGCAUUGAAAGGACGGAUGGUACGGCCAAGGUUGACCAUCUAUGUUUGUCAAGAGUCACAGCAAUUGAGAGACCAGCAGAAACAUGAAGACGGGGAUGCAGCCAAUGGUACUUUUUUCGUUUACCAUGCAAUCUACUUAGAAGAAUUGACUGCUGUAGAGCUGACAGAAAAAAUAGCCCAACUCUUCAGCAUUUCCUCUCAACAAAUCAGCCAGAUCUACAAACAAGGGCCUACAGGGAUUCACGUACUCAUCAGUGAUGAGAUGAUACAGAACUUUCAAGAUGAAUCAUGUUUUGUCUUGGACACAAUGAAAGCUGAAACCAAUGAUAGUUACCACAUCAUCUUGAAAUAGAUGGGGACUUGACCUUCUUGCAUCUGCUCCACAUACACAGCUUCAUGGUCAGUUUUGGCAACUGGACACCAGCAGAGACCCACCUUGCUACCACAACAUGUUGUCUCCUAUUAGGUGAACAAUGUGUAAUGUACCACUACUGGCUUGUAGUAGAUACCAGUCAUAAGCACAGAGCUGCUUAUUUGUAGUUCAGUGAUGUUACUACAGUUGUUUGCUCAUUAAAACCGCCAGACUGUCCAGUGAUGGAACUUUGCAAUUAUGUGUAAUAGAAAGAGGGUUGUGUGAGGCUGUUUGCAAACUACAACCCUAGUACUUUAACAGACUAAAUGUUGUUGUGUUGGAUAUCUGGGCGCCCUAGGAACUGUGUAUCCAUUCUGGGGAAACUCUUGAAGGCCCAUAUCACUCAGUUGCUAAUGACAAGCCUAUUUUUAGCAAACUCUAGAUUGAAAAUUUGUUCCUGUUCUGACUUUUUAGGAACUUGUUUGAGAUAAAAGACUUGUAUACAUAAAGGUGCUCAUAUACAUACAUAUGUGAAUGAUUUCUCCUACUAGUACAAGUUAGGAGAAAGUCAUGAGUUUAUGAAAUCUACCUAUCUGGGGCUUCACUUGACACUCCUGUUAACGAGGAUUCAGAGGCAAAAAAAGAAAUGAUGAACUAAAUAUCCAGGGUUGUCUGCUGUUCACUUAAAGAACUCAACUCCAAAGGAAGAGAGAAAAGACCAUGUUAAAAAAAACAGCAACAAAGUAUUGGAGUGAUUUAUUUGGGAUUAUGUUGAACUGAUACAGAUUUUGGAACAAGAGUCUACAGGAAUUCACUGUCCUGUUACACAGCAAGAAUUUUAUAAUGCUUAUUGAAAAGCUUGUGAAUACUCCAUGGGGACAAAGUGCCUGCGUGUUCGUUUCCAGAGCAGCAACCGGUCUCUUAUAAAAUGGUUUCCACAUUUUGAAA
Messenger RNA from Candoia aspera, 2720 nucleotides. RefSeq names its product transcription factor CP2 (gene TFCP2). Gene Ontology annotation, molecular function: RNA polymerase II cis-regulatory region sequence-specific DNA binding; DNA-binding transcription activator activity, RNA polymerase II-specific. Gene Ontology annotation, cellular component: nucleus. Bases 285 to 1772 code for a protein of 495 amino acids. The transcript is spliced from 16 exons. Gene Ontology annotation, biological process: positive regulation of transcription by RNA polymerase II. NCBI's taxonomy places the organism in Eukaryota, Metazoa, Chordata, Lepidosauria, Squamata, Candoiidae. The record is from RefSeq and is a predicted model, not a curated record.